This is a messenger RNA of Bursaphelenchus xylophilus (pine wood nematode), 1712 nucleotides long. Lineage: Eukaryota; Metazoa; Nematoda; Chromadorea; Rhabditida; Aphelenchoididae. The record is from the annotation of a GenBank genome assembly.
AUGUUGAAGAGGAAAAGGAAGGAUGAUCCGCCCAUCUACCAUCCCCCAAGUGUUUUCCCCAAAUUUGCCCAUAUGGAUCAACCAAAAAAACCGAGAGUAAAUGCAGGAAGUAGUAAGAAAUUUGACUUUGCUGUUACGGACGAGUCUCUCAAGCGGGAUACCCUGAAGAUGAUGCUUUCUGUGACUCGAAGCGACGACUUGAUGGUUAAACAAGACAGAGUAAAGGAGGUAACUUUAUUUAUGUUGUUUUUGUUGUUAUGGCAUUUUUUAGAUCCGUAAUUGGCUAGUUGCGGAACCAGGUAGACUUAGCGUGCUUCUUGUUACUGGUCCUUCUGGUUCAGGGAAGUACACAACUAUCAAAGUGUUGUGCAAAGAACUGGAUAUUGAGGUCAUGGAAUAUGAACAAAAUCAAUCUUUGGUUGCAUUUCGAGAUGAGAAUGGUGAAACACAGCUUGGAGAGGCCAAUCAGCUUGAAGCUUUUGACGAUUUCAUUGUUUCUGCAUCCAAAAGAUCGCUAGGUUAUGCGAAGAAGAAGAAGGUUGUCCUGAUUAGAGAGAUCCCCCAUGUAUUUUUAAAGUAAGGAGAAUUUAAUAAAAUUUUUGAUUUUAGAAACCCUCAUAAACUCUCUGAACUUCUACUGCAAAUGAGGUUUUACUGUAGAUCUUCCAUUGUAUUUUGUCUCACUCAGAUCGAUUCUUGUUGGGAAUUAAAUCACAGAAGAUUCUUUUCGUCAAUUCCGCCUCAAGAACUAUAUAUAACUCAUGUAAAAUUCAACCCAAUCGCCAAAAUAGAGAUUGGUAAGGCCAUCAAAACAAUGUCGGAACAUCUCGGUCUCAAUGUUACCACUGCCUUUAUCAAUGCUGUUAAAGAAAAGUCUAAUGGUAAGCGAAAUGUUAUUCAUAAUUAAUAUUUUCAGGUGAUAUGAACUCAGCCAUAAACAUGCUGGAGAUCUCAAGAGCUCAAUCUGCCAGGAAUAUGCAUUCCCUCCUCAGCUCCGCUGAUUUAAUGGCCGAGUUUUGUCAUUUUAUUGGCAAAAUAAUUUAUGCAAAAAGAGAAUCCUUGGAUAAUAUAAGUUUAAGGCAGAGGAUUGAAGUUGAGAAGAAAGUAAAGGAACCCUUUAGAAGGCCCAUCCAUCCAAAGGAUUCUGUGGACGAGCUGAUUGCAAUGUGUCCCACACAAAGUCGCUCGGUGAGUAUUACUUUAUAUUACAUAUCAUGAUGUAAUUUACAUAUCUUUUAGCUUGUGGAUUACGUGUCCGAGUAUAAACUCAAAUUCUUGAAUGACGCAAACUCACUCGCCCAUAUUUAUAAAGAUCUCUGUUUAGCUAACCAGAUUGGAUGUUUUUAUGAUACUUCGAAUGACAAUGUACUCGACAAAUACGCAAAAGAAGUCAGUGCUUUUUAAUUGUAAUUUCUAGUUUUUUAGUUGAUAGUAACCUCAUCUUUCUAUCACACAAAUGGAAAGUCGCUGACCAAAGGAAUAUUCGCGUUUUCCAAACCUUCAGGGCCUAAUCGGGACCAUUUGAGAGGAAUUAUGGGUGACGUAAACAAAUUGUUUCCCGGUGGAUCAUACACUCAGCUGUUGACAUCGUAUGUCCUGGUCUUUUAAAUAUUUGGUGUUGUUUCAGAACUCUCCCAAUGUUGACCAUGAUGCCCUCGAAGGCUUCGAUGAACGAAAUUUCCGUAAUCCAAAGUUUGAAACGGAAGAAAUAA